AUGGCCAAUCGCCAGAGAACCCUCGACCAGCAGGUCUACUGCAUCAAAGACCUUGAGCGCCUCGGCUCUGAGAAAUUGGAAAAGACCUAUCGCGAGUAUUAUAAUGAGGGCGCCAUGGAUCUCAUCACAUUGCGAUUGAAUGAAUCGGCAUAUCACAGAUACAUGAUCCGGCCCCGAGUUUUGCGAAACAUCUCGGGUCUUGACACAAGCACCCGCAUUUUCGACACCAACAUCAAAUUCCCCUUCGGGUUCUCCCCAACGGCCAUGCAAACGCUGGCGCAUCCCGAUGGCGAGAUCGGUACUUCUAAAGCUUGCGCUGCUAACAAUACAUUGAUGGGGCUAUCGAACUAUUCCUGUAUCGACUUGGAGGAGGUCAUUUCGCAUGGCAUUGGAAACCCCUAUGUGAUGCAGAUGAGUCUUCUCAAGAAUAAGGCCGCGAUGAUUCAGAUGAUCAAGCGCGCAGAGGCCGUGGGGUUCAAAGCACUCUUUGUCACUCUUGACGUUCCCUAUCUCGGCCGCAGGUUGAAUGAAUUCCGUAACAAAUUUGCUGUGCCCAAGGGCAUGGAGUACCCUAAUCUUUUCCCUGGAGUCGAUGUCACUAACCUUGAGGAUGGUAAUGAUGUGAUGGCUUAUGAUGACACUUUUGAAUGGCCCGACAUGAUACCAUUCUUCCGCAAGCACACCAAAAUGCAGAUCUGGGGCAAGGGAAUUUAUACUGCCGCCGAUGCCGAACUCGCGAUCAAGCAUGGCUUUGAUGGAAUCAUCAUCUCAAACCACGGUGGCCGCCAACUUGAUAGUGUUCCUGCUUCCCUCGACGUCCUCCACGAAGUUGUUCCUGUCGCGAAGGGCAAGAUCCCUAUUGCCGUUGACGGAGGUAUCCGUCGUGGUACUGAUAUUUUCAAGGCCUUGGCCCUUGGCGCUGACUUCUGUCUUGCCGGACGACCGGCCAUUUGGGGCCUGGCUUAUGACGGCCAAAAGGGAGUUGAGCUGGCUCUCAACUUGCUGUACGAUGAAUUCAAAACGUGUAUGGCGUUGGCUGGGUAA
Molecule: messenger RNA, 1044 nt
Organism: Penicillium antarcticum
Lineage: Eukaryota; Fungi; Ascomycota; Eurotiomycetes; Eurotiales; Aspergillaceae
Product: alpha-hydroxy acid oxidase
Exons: 7
Coding region: 1-1044 (347 amino acids)
Molecular function (GO): FMN binding; oxidoreductase activity
Source: RefSeq, a predicted model, not a curated record